Molecule: messenger RNA, 780 nt
Organism: Microtus ochrogaster (prairie vole)
Lineage: Eukaryota; Metazoa; Chordata; Mammalia; Rodentia; Cricetidae
Gene: Apip
Product: APAF1 interacting protein
Exons: 7
Coding region: 77-712 (211 amino acids)
Cellular component (GO): cytoplasm
Molecular function (GO): methylthioribulose 1-phosphate dehydratase activity; metal ion binding
Source: RefSeq, a predicted model, not a curated record
UGCCCGAACUGCAUCCUUACGGUACGCUUAGGCCUGGAAAGAGCGCGCGGCGGAUAACCGAGCGCAGGUCGCAACCAUGUCUGGCUGUCACGCUCAGAGAGACUGUUGCUCGCGGCCGUGCAGCGUGCAGGACAAGGAACACCCCAGAUUCCUGAUCCCAGAACUUUGCAAACAGUUUUACCAUCUGGGCUGGGUCACCGGCACCGGAGGAGGAAUUAGCUUGAAGCAUGGCAAUGAAAUCUACAUUGCUCCCUCAGGAGUGCAAAAGGAACGCAUUCAGCCAGAAGAUAUGUUUGUUUGUGACAUCAAUGAACAGGACAUAAGUGGACCUCCAGCAUCUAAGAUGCUCAGAAAAAGCCAAUGUACUCCUCUCUUCAUGAACGCCUAUACCAUGAGAGGAGCAGGCGCAGUGAUCCAUACCCACUCUAAAGCUGCUGUUUUGGCCACCCUCCUGUUUCCAGGACAGGAGUUUAAAAUUACACAUCAAGAAAUGAUCAAAGGAAUAAGGAAAUGUACCUCAGGAGGGUAUUACAGGUAUGAUGACAUAUUAGUGGUACCCAUUAUUGAGAACACUCCUGAAGAGAAAGACCUCAAAGAACGAAUGGCUCGUGCAAUGGACUGUUAUGACUACCUGUUUGACAUUGCUGUCUCUAUGAAGAAGAUGGGAAUGGAUCCAACGCAGUUCCCAGUCGGAGAAAAUGGAAUUGUGUGAGCCAAGUGGAUGUCUAAGUAUCUUCAAGGAUAAAACAAACUUAAUUACGCCUUAAAUAAAACUUGACU